GCACAGGUAAUGCGGAUAGCCUUGCGAGAAGUCCAACUUCUCAAGGCGGUCAACCAUCCCAACAUCAUAAAGCUACAGUGCGCUUUCAGGACGCCGUCAGGACGGGUGUGCAUGGCCUUCGAGUACGGCGGCAAAUCAGCCCACCAACUCCGGGAGACGCGCUUCCCCCACGGCAUCCCCGAACAGCUCCUUCAGCGCUUUGCCUUUCAACUGGUACAAGCGCUCCGAUAUCUGCACUUGCAAAAGAUUGUUCAUCGGGAUGUCAAGCCCGCAAAUGUACUCGUGGAUGCCGCUGGUGUACUGAGGCUCUGCGACUUUGGCUUCGCCAGACAUCUGCCCGCCGCGGACGGCUACAUCAGCGGCGGUGCCGACAGCAACGUCGACGUGCCGCUGACGCCGUACGUCAUCACGCGCUGGUACCGCUCCCCCGAGGUGCUGUUAGGCAUGAAGUACGGCACUCCGACAGACAUCUGGUCCCUGGGAUGCACCUUGGCGGAGUUGGCUAUAGGGGAGCCGCUGGUCCCGGGGACCUCCUCCCUGGACCAGAUCGGCCGCAUCACGGCGCUCCUGGGCCCUUUGCCGACACACAUGACCGCCCGCGUCGCCCACGCACUCAAGCACGGUGGCGCCGCCGCUGCGCCGGCGGGGUCUACCGUUGCCGCCGCCGCCGCCGGCAAUGAUACCCCGCUGCGACGCCGGCUAGGCGCCCGGCUGGUUCCGGAGCUGGUGGAUCUGGUAGAGGCUUGUCUGCGCAUUGACCCACGGGACCGUCCGACGGCGGAGCAGCUGCUGAGCAUGCCGUACUUU
Molecule: messenger RNA, 807 nt
Organism: Volvox carteri f. nagariensis
Lineage: Eukaryota; Viridiplantae; Chlorophyta; Chlorophyceae; Chlamydomonadales; Volvocaceae
Exons: 4
Biological process (GO): intracellular signal transduction; protein phosphorylation
Cellular component (GO): cytoplasm; nucleus
Molecular function (GO): ATP binding; MAP kinase activity
Source: RefSeq, a predicted model, not a curated record